This is a messenger RNA of Callithrix jacchus (white-tufted-ear marmoset), 6974 nucleotides long. It is a transcript of the gene ITGA10, whose product is annotated as integrin subunit alpha 10. Gene Ontology annotation, molecular function: integrin binding. The record is from RefSeq and is a predicted model, not a curated record. Gene Ontology annotation, biological process: cell-matrix adhesion; integrin-mediated signaling pathway; cell-cell adhesion. NCBI's taxonomy places the organism in Eukaryota, Metazoa, Chordata, Mammalia, Primates, Cebidae. Gene Ontology annotation, cellular component: external side of plasma membrane; integrin complex.
GAAGGGCAUCCAAAAAUCUAAGAAGCUCCAUGACUUUAAGAAGUCUAUAGCUGAGGAGUUGGGGUAGCCGAGGGUUGGUCUAAUACUGAAGUUAUUAUCCUGGCUCCGCAAAACACAUCUCAUACCAAUUCAGACAUAGUUCCUCUAAGAAGUAGAGUGCCACAUGUCAGCAUAGGCUAAGAGCCAAGAACAGAAUCAAGUGGAGUGGGGCUGGCAAGGAUUUGGAGCUGUAUCUUCACAUGUUGGGGCUCCCCUAGGUGGGAAAUGAUUCCACUGCUGCCAACUCUUUGAUUUUCUGUAUUACAGGUUAAGAUAAUAAGGUUGGGAAGUGAAAGGAAUCUGUCGGCCAGGAGUGGUGGCUCAUGCUGGUAGUCCUAGUACUUUGGGACGCUGAGGCAGUCGGAUCGCUUAAGGUCAGGAGUUUGAGACCAGCCUGGCCAACAUGGUAAAACCCCACCUCUACUAAAAAUACAAAAAUUAGCCAGGUAUGGUGGGAUGUGCCUGUAGUCCCAGCUACCUGGGAGGCUGAGGCAUGAGAAAUGCUUGAACCAGGGAGACAGAAGUUGUAGUGAGCCAAGAUUGUACCACCACACUCCAGCCUGGGUGACAGAGUGAGACUCUGCCUUAAAAAAGAAAAGAAUCUAUUCCCUGUCUCCCAGCCGCGUACAGUGGCUCACUUUGGGAGGCUGAGGCAGAAGGAUUCCUUUAGUUCAGGAGUUCAAGACCAGCCUGGGCAACAUGGUGAAACCCUGUCUCUAUUCUCAAUGUAAAUAAUUUCCCUAGCCAGGUGCGGUGCUCACACCUGUAAUCCCAGCACUUUGGGAGGCCAAGGCGGGCAGAUCACGAGGUCAAGGGUUCAAGACCAUCCUGACUAACAUUGUAAAACCCCGUCUCUACUAAAAAUACAAAAAUUAGCCAAGCGUGGUGGUAAAUGCCUGUAAUCCCAGCUACUCAAGAGGCUGAGACAGGAGAAUCACUUGAACCCGGGAGGUGGAGGUUGCAGUGAUCUGAGAUCAGGCCACUGCACUCCAGCUGGGCUACAGGGCGAGAUUCCAUCUAAAAAAAAUCGUCUAAAACUUUUAGACAAAAGUUUAAGGUUUUUUCUUAUUAAAAAAAAAAUUAAUUCCCACUCCUGUUCCAAAUUUGAGGAAAGCACUAUUAACCUGGCAACAAUAAAGGGUAGAAAAGAUGGCUGAAAUGGGCAAAAAAAUAUGUCUCUUUGGAUAUAAAGACGAGGCCUGCAGGGGGCAGCACCAAGGCAGAAAUAGACUAAGAUCGCUCAGUCCUUUCCUUGGUCUGGGGCUCCCCACCGUUCCCCACCAUCACUCCUCCCAUUCCUUUCAACUUUAUUUUUAGCUGCCAGUGGGAGGGGGCAGGAUGGGAGGGAAAGUAAAGAAAACAGAAAAAGAGAGGGACAGACAGAGGCCAGAGAACUUCUCAUACUGGACAAAACGAUCAGGCAUGGAGCUCCCCCUCGUCACUCACCUGUUCUUGCCCCUGAUGCUCCUGACAGGUCUCUGCUCCCCCUUUAACCUGGAUGAACAUCACCCACGCCUAUUCCCGGGGCCGCCGGAAGCGGAAUUUGGAUACAGCGUCUUACAACACGUUGGGGGUGGACAGCGAUGGAUGCUGGUGGGCGCCCCCUGGGAUGGGCCUUCAGGCGACCGGAGGGGGGACGUUUAUCGUUGCCCUGUAAGGGGGGCCCACAAUGCCCCAUGUGCCAAGGGCCACUUAGGUGACUAUCAACUGGGAAAUUCAUCUCAUCCUGCUGUGAAUAUGCACCUGGGGAUGUCUCUGUUAGAGACAGAUGGUGAUGGGGGAUUCAUGGCCUGUGCCCCUCUCUGGUCUCGUGCUUGUGGCAGCUCUGUCUUCAGUUCUGGGAUAUGUGCCCAUGUGGAUGCUUCAUUCCGGCCCCAGGGAAGCCUGGCACCCACUGCCCAACGCUGCCCAACGUACAUGGAUGUGGUCAUCGUCUUGGAUGGCUCCAACAGCAUCUACCCCUGGUCUGAAGUUCAGACCUUCCUACGAAGACUGGUAGGGAAACUGUUUAUUGACCCGGAACAGAUACAGGUGGGACUGGUACAGUAUGGGGAGAGCCCUGUACAUGAGUGGUCCCUGGGAGAUUUCCGAACCAAGGAAGAAGUGGUGAGCGCAGCGAAGAACCUCAGUCGGCGGGAGGGACGAGAAACUAAGACUGCCCAAGCCAUAAUGGUGGCCUGCACAGAAGGGUUCAGUCAGUCCCAUGGGGGCCGACCCGAGGCUGCCAGGCUGCUGGUGGUUGUCACCGAUGGAGAGUCCCACGAUGGAGAGGAGCUUCCUGCAGCACUAAAGGCCUGUGAGGCUGGAAGAGUGACACGCUAUGGGAUUGCAGUCCUUGGUCACUACCUCCGGCGGCAGCGAGAUCCCAGCUCUUUCCUGAGAGAAAUUAGAACUAUUGCCAGUGACCCAGAUGAGCGAUUCUUCUUCAAUGUCACAGAUGAGGCUGCUCUGACUGACAUUGUGGAUGCGCUAGGAGAUCGGAUUUUUGGCCUCGAAGGGUCCCAUGCAGAAAAUGAAAGCUCCUUUGGGCUGGAGAUGUCUCAGAUUGGUUUCUCCACUCACCGGCUAAAGGAUGGGAUUCUCUUUGGGAUGGUGGGGGCUUAUGACUGGGGGGGCUCUGUGCUAUGGCUUGAAGGAGGUCACCGCCUUUUCCCCCCACGAAUGGCUCUGGAAGACGAGUUCCCCCCUGCACUGCAGAACCACGCAGCCUACCUGGGUUACUCUGUUUCUUCCAUGCUUUUGCCGGGUGGACGCCGCCUCUUUCUCUCUGGGGCUCCUCGAUUUAGACAUCGAGGAAAAGUCAUCGCCUUCCAGCUUAAGAAAGAUGGGGCUGUGAGGGUUGCCCAGAGCCUCCAGGGCGAGCAGAUUGGUUCAUACUUUGGCAGUGAGCUCUGCCCAUUGGAUACAGAUAGGGAUGGAACAACUGACGUCUUACUUGUGGCUGCCCCCAUGUUCCUGGGACCCCAGAACAAGGAAACAGGACGUGUUUAUGUGUAUCUGGUGGGCCAGCAGACCUUGCUGACCCUCCAAGGAACACUUCAGUCAGAACCCCCCCAGGAUGCUCGGUUUGGCUUUGCCAUGGGCGCUCUUCCCGAUCUCAACCAAGAUGGUUUUGCUGAUGUAGCUGUGGGGGCACCUCUGGAAGAUGGGCACCAGGGAGCACUGUACCUGUACCAUGGAACCCAGAGUGGAGUCAGGCCUCAUCCUGCCCAGAGGAUUGCUGCUGCCUCCAUGCCACACGCCCUCAGCUACUUCGGCCGAAGUGUGGAUGGCCGGCUAGAUCUGGAUGGAGAUGAUCUGGUUGAUGUGGCUGUGGGUGCCCAGGGGGCAGCCAUCCUGCUCAGCUCCCGACCCAUUGUCCACCUGGCCCCAUCGCUGGAGGUGACCCCAGAGGCCAUCAGUGUGGUUCAGCGGGACUGCAGGCGGCGAGGCCAGGAGGCAGUCUGCGUGACUGCAGCCCUUUGCUUCCAAGUGACCUCCCGCACUCCCGGUCGCUGGGAUCGCCGCUUCUAUGUGCGGUUCACAGCGUCACUGGAUGAAUGGACGGCUGGGGCACGUGCAGCAUUCGAUGGCUCUGGCCAGAGGCUGUCGGCUCAGAGGCUCCGGCUCAGUGUGGGGAAUGUCACCUGUGAGCAGCUGCUCUUCCAUGUGCUGGAUACAUCAGAUUACCUCAGGCCAGUGGCCUUGACUGUGACCUUUGCCUUGGACAACACCACAAAGCCAGGGCCUGUGCUGGAUGAGGGCUCACCCACCUCCAUACAAAAGCUGGUCAGCAGUGCCAUGCCCUGCCUCCUGGUCCCAACACCCCCUCCUUCAAGAGGAAAGGGAGGGAGAGGACAUGAGAUCAUGGUGAAAUCUGACCUGGGCUCCUCUAACCAAAAUAUACCCACGUUUGUCUUUUCACUUUCCCCCCAUUCUAUUCCUUUCCCCCUUGCUUUCCUCUCAGCCCUUAGCCCCUUCCCUUUCUUCCAGGUCCCCUUCUCAAAGGACUGUGGCCCUGACAAUGAAUGUGUCACAGACCUGGUGCUUCAAAUGCAUAUGGACAUCAGAGGCUCCAGGAAGGCCCCAUUUGUGGUUCGAGGUGGCCGGAGGAAAGUGCUGGUAUCCUCAAUUCUGGAGAACAGGAAGGAAAAUGCUUACAAUACUAGCCUGAGUCUCAUCUUCUCUGGAAACCUCCACCUGGCCAGUCUCACUCCUCAGAGGGACAGCACAAUAAAGGUGGAAUGUGCGGCCCCUUCUGCUCACGCCCGGCUCUGCAGUGUGGGGCAUCCUGUCUUCCAGACUGGAGCCAAGGUGACCUUUCUGCUAGAGUUUGAGUUUAGCUGCUCCUCUCUCCUGAGCCAGAUCUUCAUGAAGCUGACUGCCAGCAGUGACAGCCUGGAGAGAAAUAUGACCCUUCAAGACAACACAGCUCAGACCUCAGCCUAUGUCCAAUAUGAGCCUCAGCUCCUGUUCUCUAGUGAGUCUACCCUGCACCGCUACGAGGUUUACCCGUAUGGGACCCUCCCAGUGGGUCCUGGCCCAGAAUUCAAAACCACUCUCAAGGUUCGGAAUCUAGGCUGCUAUGUGGUCAGCGGCCUCAUCAUCUCAGCCCUCCUUCCAGCUGUGGCCCACGGGGGCAAUUACUUCCUGUCACUGUCUCAAGUCAUCACUAACAAUGCAAGCUGCACAGUGCAAAACCUGACUGAGCCUCCAGGCCCCCCUGUGCAUCCAGAGGAGCUUCAACACACAAACAGACUGAACGGGAGCAAUACUCAGUGUCAGGUGGUGAGGUGCCACCUUGGGCCGCUGGCAAAGGGGACUGAGGUCUCUGUUGGACUGUUGAGGCUGGUUCACAAUGAAUUUUUCCGAAGAGCCAAGUUCAAGUCCUUAAUGGUGGUCAGCACCUUCCAGCUGGGAACUGAGCAGGGCAGUGUCCUACAGCUAACUGAAGCUUCCCGCUGGAGUGAGAGCCUCCUGGAGGUGGUUCAGACCCAGCCUCUCCUCAUCUCCCUGUGGAUCCUCAUAGGCAGCGUCCUGGGAGGGUUGCUCCUGCUUGCUCUCCUCGUCUUCUGUCUAUGGAAGCUUGGCUUCUUUGCCCGUAAGAAAAUCCCCGAGGAAGAAAAAAGAGAAGAGAAGUCAGAGCAAUGAAUGCAGAAUAAGGCUCUGGAAAGUCCUCCCUGGCAGCUUCUUCAAGAGACUUGCAUAAAAGCAGAGGUUUGGGGGCUCCGAUGGGACAAGAAGCCGCCUCUGAACUAUUUCCCCAGACCAGCAGCCUGAGUUGACUUUUGAGUCCUAGGGAUGCUGCUGGUUAGCGGUGAAGCUUUACCUCAGACAAGCAGAGCUGGCACCAAAACCAGCCAUGCUCCCACCCUCUGCUUCCCUCCUCCUAACGACCCUGGUUCCAGAGCCAGCACUGGGGCCUUCGUUUGGAGUCCUUUUAUCCCCAUCCCCAGGAAUCAGUCAUUUUUCUGUCUAGGUCCCUGACUCCUUUCAGAGUCCCUCUUUAUGUUCCCUCACGGUUUGGAAAGGAUGAGGGUUAUCUUUCUGGAUGCUUCCACCAUCUCACCUUCCUGCCGGUUCCCCGCUCCACAGGAGGGAGCUGACGUUGGCUUGAAAGAAGUAAAGUCAACAUCUGCCGGUUUCCUGUGGACUCUGGUGAUUCAUAGAGCCGCAUGGGGAGAGUCAACAGGAAAAAGGAGGGAGGAGGAAAAGCCGCAAGAGACAUUUUGUACAACUCCAAGGAACAGAGAAGCCUUUAGACGGGCAACUGCCAUCCCCCCUGAAACCUGAGAGCUGCAGCGCACUUGCCCGCCCUCAGGUGUUGGGGAAACAGAGCUGCCCCAGGCUCGCUGGGCAUAGGCUUUCUGACUCCAAGCGUUUUCUGGGAGCAAAGCCAGAGCCUGGUGCCUGAUUUUCUGAAGCCAAGAGCCCUCAGGUGGCUGGAGCUGGAAUAGCAGAGAGGACCAGGUACCUAGGCAGUAUUUUCUCUGUUUCUCUCAAGUCUUACUCACUCGUGAGUCCUCCUUGGGGCCUGCUUAGAAAGCAGAAAGACUCAUAGGCAGGUGUUGAACAAUUAGAACACGUGGACACAGGGAGGGGGGCUAGGGGAGGGACAGCAGGUGGGGGGGGAGGGGUAACGUGGGGAGAAAUACCAGAUACACGUGAUGGGGGGAUGCAGGCAGCAAACCACCUUGCCAUGUAUGUACCUAUGCAACAAUCGUGCAUGAUCUGCACAUGUACCCCAGAACCUAAAGUACAAUUGAAAAAAAAAAGCAGAAAAGAGAGUACUGCUGCUUUACGGUGGGAAAUGCUUUCACUUUACCAGCUUUGAGAAGCAGCAGCCCCAUGGGAUGUAAACAUGUGGGGUCUGCAUUAAGAAGCCUGUGUGCGUGGGAUGGGGCUCUGGGGAGGAAGACCUUACUUGCUCAGCACUGGUCAUAUAAUACAUGUAACUCCUAGGAAAAUGUUUCUGGGGCAACCCCAGAACGCCGAUCAUAUUUUACAGGGUUUCUCUGGUGGAAUCAGUUUUCCAGCCCUUGCUUCAUAUUUACCAGAAAUCCCCCAGUUAAUUUCUAUCUCUGACCCCUCCCCAACCCACUCCAUAUUUGGGUCAUGGCCAGGAAAGGCAGUUGGAUUAUCAUAGACAACUGGGUAAUGUAUUCCUUUGUAAUCAAGACUUGAGAUAUCGAAGUGUGUCAUUAGUUUCCAGAGUGCAGCUCUGAGAGCCUGUUGAAGAAUCAGCCCUCAUGUAGAGCUGAGAAGACUUGAUUGGGUGGUUGACUAGCAGCCACAGAACCUGUCCUCCCAGGCUGUUCUGAGGCCUGACCGCAGUGUUUAUUUUGCCUUGUCCUGUCCUUCUGCAGAGGCCCACCCUCAUGGGCAUUGUCUCUGUUUCCCAGCAGGGUGGACAGUAUAUCAGAUGGUCAGAACAAAUAAAAUUCAGUGUCAAAUGA